Molecule: messenger RNA, 2395 nt
Organism: Aricia agestis (brown argus)
Lineage: Eukaryota; Metazoa; Arthropoda; Insecta; Lepidoptera; Lycaenidae
Gene: okr
Product: DNA repair and recombination protein RAD54-like
Exons: 1
Coding region: 92-2380 (762 amino acids)
Biological process (GO): double-strand break repair via synthesis-dependent strand annealing; reciprocal meiotic recombination
Cellular component (GO): nucleus
Molecular function (GO): ATP binding; ATP-dependent chromatin remodeler activity; DNA translocase activity
Source: RefSeq, a predicted model, not a curated record
GUCCAGUCCACUGUGUUGCUGUUGUUUUGAAUUUUGAAAUCGUUUAUAAUUUGUAAAAUCCCGUGAUGGUGUUUUGUUUAUUAUAAAAAUCAUGAGGCGCAGCUUAGCGCCGAGCCAAGUCGGCUCCGGUGAUAACGUUUUCAAGAGUCCCCUGUUAAAUUCGACUAAAAGAAAGAAGCGCGAUUGUGCUCGAAUACCUCUGGCCCAAAAAUCUCCUUCACAAACGUUGUCCGCCUCCGAUCAUGAGAAUUUGAUAAAGCAGAUUUUAAGCAAACCCUUCAAGGUACCCAUACCCAACUACGUGUCAUCGUACUGCAGCAAAAGCUUGGGUUUAAAACGGACACAAGUAAGACGAGCACUCCACGAUCCAGAUGAACCAAACGCGUUAGUUUUAUACCGACCGCCGUAUAUUCCCGAACACGAGCGGAUGAAAAUGAACCCCAACGACAUCAGAGUGGCCGUUGUCGUCGAUCCCGUCCUAGGGAACAUACUGAGACCACAUCAGAGGGAGGGAGUCAAGUUUAUGUACGACUGUGUCACCGGGAAACAAAUAGAAAACGCCUAUGGAUGUAUCAUGGCUGACGAGAUGGGUUUAGGUAAGACUUUGCAGUGUAUCACUUUGCUAUGGACGCUACUACGACAGGGACCGGAGUGUAAACCGACAAUAUGUAAAGCUAUCAUUGUGUGCCCCAGCAGUCUGGUAAAGAACUGGUAUAAUGAAAUACAGAAGUGGUUAGGACAAAGAAUUAAUUCCUUGCCCAUGGAUGGAGGUUCAAAGGCUGAUAUUACAUUAAAGUUGCAACAAUUUAUGAACACUUUCACAUCUGUGAGGGUUGCAACACCAGUCUUGAUCAUAUCUUACGAAACAUUCAGGAUAUAUUCCAACAUUUUACAUGCCUCAGAAGUGGGCUUAGUUCUCUGUGAUGAGGGCCACAGGCUGAAAAACAGCGAGAAUCAAACAUAUCAAGCUUUGAUGGGCCUAAAAGCUAAGAGGAGAAUACUCAUAUCAGGCACACCAAUACAGAAUGACUUAACAGAAUACUUCAGUUUAGUUCACUUUGUCAAUGAGGGUAUAUUGGGCACAGCUCAGGAAUUCAAGAAGAGGUAUGAGAACCCAAUACUCAAGGGUCAGGAUGCCCUUGCCUCUGCACAGGAGAGAGAAAGAGCUCAAGAAUGUCUUCAAACUCUAACAUCUAUUGUCAAUAAAUGUAUGAUACGCAGGACGAGCAACUUGCUCACCAAGUACUUGCCUGUGAAGUUUGAACAAGUUAUCUGCGUUAAAAUGACACCACUCCAGACUCAAAUAUACAAAAACUUCAUCAACUCUGACUCAAUUAGGAAUAAGUUCAAUGGAUCUGGUGACAAGAACACACUCAGUGCUCUGUCCAGUAUCACCACAUUAAAGAAGCUCUGCAAUCAUCCAGAUUUAGUGUAUGAUAAAAUAAUAGAGAGAUCUGAAGGGUUUGAAAAGGCCAAAGAUCUGCUACCAAGCAACUACGACAUAAAGGAUGUGAAACCAGAAUAUUCUGGCAAACUUAUGAUUCUUGAUUGCAUAUUAGCCAAUUUAAAAACAAAUACAGAUGAUAAAAUUGUCCUGGUAUCAAAUUACACGCAAACGCUUGAUUUAUUUGAAAAGUUGUGUAGAAAACGAUGCUAUCAGUAUGUUAGGUUGGAUGGCUCAAUGACGAUAAAGAAAAGAGCUAAGGUCGUCGCCAGUUUUAACGAAAAAGAUUCGAAAGAGUGGAUAUUUAUGCUCAGUUCCAAAGCUGGGGGCUGCGGCUUGAAUCUCAUAGGCGCCAAUCGUUUGAUCAUGUUCGAUCCAGACUGGAAUCCAGCCAACGACGACCAAGCUAUGGCCAGAGUUUGGAGAGAUGGGCAGAAGAAACCAUGCUACAUUUACAGGCUUCUAGCAACUGGUACUAUCGAGGAGAAGAUAUUCCAACGUCAAGCCCACAAGAAGGCUUUAAGUGACACUGUUGUUGACCAAAAUGAGGAAUCUCUGAGACACUUUACAUCAGAAGAUCUUAAAGACUUAUUCCGUUUGGAAGAAAACACACUAUCUGACACUCAUAGCAAGUUUAAAUGUAAAAGGUGUGUUAACAACAUACAAGUGACCCUGCCUCCAGAAAAUUCUGAUUGUAUGUCAGACUUAUCAAACUGGUACCACUGUGCUGACAAGAAGAGUUUGGCUGACUUAGUUUUGAAGCAAUGCUGGGAUCUGGCUAAAACAAUAUCAUUUGUUUUUCAUCAUCGUUCAGCUAAAACAGAAAGCCAAAUUGAAGAAGAGAAAGAGAAUAUUCCAAAACCGAAGAAAAUUAAAUUAAGUAUUGAUGAAGAUUAUUCUGAACCUGACGAUAGUGCAGACGAAGAUUAUGAAUAAAUCAUAAGUUUAAAC